UGCGCAAGAUAUACAGUAGGUGGCGGUAAUACUCCUAAGGAGUGAACGGCCAUUGAACACAAAGAAGAAUACAUUGGAAAAGGAAGUGUCCUGCCUUUACGGAGAAUAUUUCUCUUUUCCAGAUACGUAUGUGACUAGUUUGGGCGCCGACCUUCUUGAAUCUGAGCAGAUUGAGAAUCAGCUAUUUUCUUGAAAGCAGCGGUGGCGGGUUUUUCCUCAGAUGGUUUGCUAGCAGGAGCGCCUUUGACCGGACUCUCGCUACAAAACAGCAGAACUACCAAAUCAGCCGCGUAAUAUUUGCCUUUCAAAACGAGUUAUAACGGGAAGUAAAGGUUUAAAGGCCUUAUUUAUUGAGUUAAUUUAACCGUAACCGUUUAACUGCUUUAAUUUAACCAUAAAGCCACAGUAUUUUAUUCUAGCAGCUAACCGCACGCACUGUACAAUAAUAUAACCGAUAAAUGUCUCCAUGACAACGCGUGUGUGUUGUAGUAUUGAGAGCAUCAACCGCUACCAUUACACAUCUGAGUCUGUAGCAUGUUUACUCGAUGCUGAAGGAGAUGUUUAUACAGCACAACCUGCUGACAGACAUUAGGUAGCUCUGGAUAGCGACGCAUCGAGGUCCAGUAUGAAACACGAUACAUCUGCGCUUCAGUAACCGUGACUGGAGGCUCAGGAGAGCCUUCAUUAUGUACGCUAGCUGUGUCAUCGUCCUGUCGAUCAUCUCCACCUCUCGAGACUGAUAUUUUCUGCCUUUUUUUGACUCGUGAUCCACCAAGUGUUGCACAAUGGCGGGUGUUGGGGUCAGCGUGCUGUCGCAGGGUCAGCUGCCGUCUGCAUCCUCCAACUCCUCGCCCACUGAUCCUGAUACCCGGGGCUGCUCAAGCGGGGACUUCAUGGACUCCUUUGGCAUCUUCCUGCAGGGCCUUCUGGGAGUGGUGGCCUUCAGCACCCUUAUGUUGAAACGCUUCAGGGAGCCCAAGCAUGAACGGAGACCCUGGAGAAUCUGGUUUCUGGACACCUCCAAACAGGCCAUAGGGAUGCUGUUCAUUCACUUUGCCAAUGUCUACCUGUCUGACCUCACAGAGGAGGACCCAUGUUCACUAUACCUGAUCAACUUCCUUUUGGAUGCGACACUGGGCAUGCUGGUGAUCUAUGGCGGCGUGAAGGCCGUUAGUGCUGUGGUUGAAUGGAGACAGUGGGAUUCGCUGCGUUUUGGAGAGUAUGGCGAGCCGGUUCAGUGCAGUGCCUGGGUGGGUCAGUGUGCUCUCUACAUCCUCAUCAUGAUGUUUGAGAAGGUCAUGAUCAUGUUGGUCCUCCUUCUCCCACAGUGGAAGAAGCUGGCUACACUCAACCCCAUAACAAACCCUCAUCUGGAGCUAGCUAUCGUCAUGCUAAUCGUCCCAUUUUUCGUGAACGCUCUGAUGUUCUGGGUGGUAGAUAACUUCCUAAUGAAGAAGGGCAGAACAAAAGCCAAAUUGGAGGAGAGGGAAGCAGAAGAUGACCCUCGUGGCAGCAGCAAAGUGCGCUAUAGACGGGCAUUGUCACACGAUGACUCUGAAUCAGAAAUUCUGUUUUCUGCAGAUGACGAAAUGGAGGAUUCAGAUGGUGACGACGAUGUACGAAGACUCACAGGGCUCAAGCCUGUUAAGAAAAAGAAGCACCGUCUUGGUAUUCCAGUUUGAAUUCAAAUCAAUUUAGACUUGAGGCCUCCCUCAUUCUCAUGACCUCACCUCAUUUACCUGAACAUGGAUCAGAAAGUGAGAGGCAUGAAGGCUAACUCAGCCUAUGAUUUGUGAGGUAAAGGACCCAUGCUCUGGUAGACAAACACAAGAGAAGCCUCCGGACAUCACUAAAAGGUUUUUUGCUACCCUAUGUCAAAGGGUUUUGGCUUAAUGAAGAUGAUCAGACCAUAAUAUUUUCAGUCUGUCAAGGUUUUUUGUGCACAUUCAUAAUUCAGUACGGCGGCUCCUUUGUCAUGCUUAAAGAACAUGUGAUUCUCCAGUGGAUAUACAACACAACUACAUCUCCUCCUCUCAUCUGUCCAGCCUUUGAACUGCACAAAGCAAUUCAAAACCUUUUAAAAAGUGUCUACCUUACAAAUAACAUACUGUUGUUCAACUGAAAUAAGUACCUUUAACCAUAUGCAUGUGACUGAUCACACUGACUUGGGCAAACCGUUCAAGGUCACUCGAAGUUGAUUCCAAAGUGUGUUUGUGAGUGUAGCUGCAGCAGAGAGUUUUGUGCGUGUCAGCUGUGAGGAAACUGUGCUAAUAAAUGUUACAGAAUAACAUUGGUCAGCAGUUAUGAGCCAGCACUAUAAUACAGUUGGUACAAUCUGCUUGCAAUGUGUGGUUUUAACCAUUCGGCAGCAGACGAUUUGAGAUGGUACGUAAAUCCAGGGAUGGCUGUUUCAGACCCCUGACUGGGAUGGUUUGUCUUACUGUUUGGCUUGUCAACGUGUAUCUGCCUCAAUUCAGUGUCGCUGUGUUCUAACACUAAUUUUUCC
Molecule: messenger RNA, 2506 nt
Organism: Sinocyclocheilus anshuiensis
Lineage: Eukaryota; Metazoa; Chordata; Actinopteri; Cypriniformes; Cyprinidae
Product: store-operated calcium entry regulator STIMATE-like
Exons: 8
Coding region: 786-1682 (298 amino acids)
Biological process (GO): activation of store-operated calcium channel activity
Cellular component (GO): membrane; cortical endoplasmic reticulum
Molecular function (GO): calcium channel regulator activity
Source: RefSeq, a predicted model, not a curated record